AUGCCGAGGCUGUGGGUGGUGGCUGGGAGUGGGGGAGGGCUCAGCUCGGCCCUCCUGAGGCCCGGAGCACCUGGUGCAGCGGGACACAAGGACGGAGGCCCGGAAAUGCCGCUCCCAAGACACAGCUUCCACGGGCUCUGCAUCCCGGUCCUGGCCUGUGCUGUGGAAAAUGCUAGCGUGGGCCACACCGGGAACCCUCCAGAACCCUGGGAGGCUGAGGCAGAAGAAGCACAAGUUUACCGGUCAGCACACACGUGGGCAGAGGACCCGAGUCCCCUGACAGGCACAGAGGAGAGCCGCUGGGGCCUGAGCAGGCUGAGGGGGCUGGUGGAGCCCGUGGUGACCAAGACCAGAGAGAGGUGGCAGUGGUUCUGGGGCCCCGGGGCCUUCCGAGGCUUCGUGCUGACCUACUGUGACGACCACCUGAAAGACCUGGGUCCCUGCACACAGGCCUGGCUCGUCAGCUCCAAGGACAGGCUCCUGAGCAAGACCCUCAGCCUGUGCCCCAGGAUCCUCUGCAGGGACCGGGCCCCUCAGCACUAGAGGCCUCUGCCUCUCACCACCCAUAAUAAAGAUUUCCUAUCUG
Messenger RNA from Fukomys damarensis (Damara mole-rat), 586 nucleotides. It is a transcript of the gene Apoc4, whose product is annotated as apolipoprotein C4. Gene Ontology annotation, cellular component: very-low-density lipoprotein particle; high-density lipoprotein particle. The coding region runs from base 1 to 543 and encodes 180 amino acids. NCBI's taxonomy places the organism in Eukaryota, Metazoa, Chordata, Mammalia, Rodentia, Bathyergidae. Gene Ontology annotation, biological process: triglyceride homeostasis; positive regulation of triglyceride storage. The record is from RefSeq and is a predicted model, not a curated record. The transcript is spliced from 4 exons.